AUGUCGUCGGCGGACCAGUACGCCAAGGAUAUAGACCCGCGCUCGGGGCAAUAUACAGACACCCUCGAUCAUCAGCAGCAGCAGGCGCAGCAGCAGGCGCAACAGCUGACGCAGGGCAGCCCGACAAAGGACCACACCGACGCCCUGUCCGAGGAAGAGGCGGGACCAAAGGCGCACGAUGCCCACUCGAUCCGCGACGAGGACAGCGACGUCGAGCCCGAGCAGCUCAAACGGGCCCUCGGCCGCAGGCACCUCGUCAUGCUCGCCAUCGGCGGCAUCAUCGGUCCCGGCCUGCUCGUCGGGUCCGGCAACGCCCUCGCCAGCGCCGGACCCGUCGGCGCCCUCAUCGCCUUUGCCGUCACGGGCCUCAUCGUCUAUUUUGUCAUGCAAGCGCUCGGAGAGAUGGCCACCCUCUUCCCGAUUCGCGGCAGCUUCAUCGAGUAUUCGGGCCAGUGGCUCGACCCCGCCGCCGGCUUCGUCGUCGGCUGGGUGUACUGGGAGACCUGGGUCUCCAUCCUCGCAAACGAGUACAAUGCCGUCGCCAUCGUCAUCCAGUACUGGGAGCCCGCCCGAGCCGUGACGACGGGCGGUUGGAUCAUGAUCUUCUGGUCGAUCUUCAUCGCGUUUUCUUUGCUUGGAGUCUUGGCAUAUGCCGAGGCUGAGUUCGUCCUUGCAAGCAUCAAAGUGAUUGGCUUGAUUGUCUUCUUUAUCCUGAGCAUCGUCAUCAAUGUCGGUGGUACGGGCAACUUGGGCUACAUUGGCUUCCGCUACUUCCGCGAUCCCGGUCCGUUUGCGGGCACCGGCAUCGACGCCCUCAACGGCAUCGCCAAGAUCCUCGUCGUCAGCGCCACGCUGUACGCCGGCACCGAGAGCACUGCCCUGGCCGCCGCCGAGGCUGCUAACCCCAGGAAGGCCGUUCCGACUGCCAUCCGCUCUGUCUUCAUCCGCAUCCUGUUCCUCUAUCUGGGCACCAUCUUCUUUAUCGGCCUGAACGUGCCUUGGGACAACGAGCAGCUCGUCUCCGCGUCGUCCAAGUCGGCCGCCUCGCCGCUGACGAUUGCGCUGCAGCGCGGCGGCAUCAACGCCGCCGCCCACGUCAUCAACGCGCUCAUCAUCAUCAGCGUCAUCAGCGCCGGCAACUCGAGCCUCUACCUCGCCUCGCGCACGCUGCAGUCGCUCGGCGCCACGGGACGCGCGCCGCGCCUGUUUGCCUACACGACCAAGUCUGGCAAGGUGCCCAUCUUCGCCCUCGUCUUUACCAACCUCGUCGCUCUCAUCUCGCUCCUCUCGAUCAGCGGCGGCGCCGCCAAGAUCUUCUCGUAUAUCAUCAGUAUCUCUGGAGUGUCCACCUUUGUCAUCUGGGCUGCCAUCUGCGCUUGUCACGUGCGCUUCCGCUCUGCGUGGGUGCGUCAAGGCAACAAGGUCGAGGACCUGCCGUUCAAGGCGUUCCUCUACCCGUACGGCACGUGGUUCGCGCUGGUGCUCAACAUUGUCCUGGCCUUUUUCCAAGGGUACACGACGUUCCUCAACCCGGUCAAGGCGGUCGACAUUGUGGUGGCCUACAUUGUGCUGCCCGUCUCGGUGAUCCUCUACUUUGGGUGGAAGCUGUGGCACAAGACCAAGAUCCCCACGCUCGACGAGAUCGACCUCGACUCGGGCCGGCGCAACCUCAAGCACCUCGAUGAGAUCGAGCGGCUGGACCGGGAGGACGAGGAGAAGAGCCGCCUGGAGCGCGGGAAUCAGGGCUGGUCGAAGCGUCUGCGUGGCUACGCCGGCAGGAUCCUCACCUGA
This is a messenger RNA of Pseudozyma flocculosa PF-1, 1791 nucleotides long. RefSeq lists its product as uncharacterized. Gene Ontology annotation, molecular function: amino acid transmembrane transporter activity. The transcript is spliced from 5 exons. NCBI's taxonomy places the organism in Eukaryota, Fungi, Basidiomycota, Ustilaginomycetes, Ustilaginales, Ustilaginaceae. The record is from RefSeq and is a predicted model, not a curated record. Gene Ontology annotation, biological process: amino acid transmembrane transport. Gene Ontology annotation, cellular component: membrane. The coding region runs from base 1 to 1791 and encodes 596 amino acids.